Molecule: messenger RNA, 939 nt
Organism: Dibothriocephalus latus
Lineage: Eukaryota; Metazoa; Platyhelminthes; Cestoda; Diphyllobothriidea; Diphyllobothriidae
Source: the annotation of a GenBank genome assembly
AUGCUAAGCUACACUCGUCCCAGGCUCCUGCCCUACGAUGAAACCUCGAUAACGGAACUGCCGGAGGAGCCACCGGCCUUCAUUUCAGUCUAUCUGGCCCUCCAGCCCGCUGUUAAACCUUUCCAGGCUCUUUCUGACCAGGUUUUCUCCAUGGAAUCGGCAGAACUGGUGGCGAGGGUCAAGUCGUGGGAGCGAGAGGUGGCAAAGCAGAAUAAAGAAGGCCGCUUCGACUUCGAGGCCCUUGUGAUGGACUCCAGUUGCAGGAGCGUCCUCGCCUGCCGUUUUCUUGUGCCUCAGAACCCGCCACCUGACUUUCUGCCCUCCAGCUAUACGGCCGUUCAAGUAGAGGAAGUCAAGCUCCGCCUGGCUCGGUACGUUUCCCUCAUCCCCUUCUUCUCGGAUUCAGUUGCAUUCCACGGACUUACAGAUGUUUGGUGCUCAAGUGAGCAAUUCCUGAAAAUGCUUUGUGGCGACUACGAGGAGCACGCUGUACUACUGGCGAACUACUUUCUUUUCCUCGACGCAAAGCUGGCCGAGGCCGCUGGGGAUGUUGAGGUAAAAAUGGACGAAACUAUCCCAAACGUCAUCUUGUGCGUGGGAAAGGCGGUGCCAGAUGACACAAAGCUGAACUGUCUUUCCUUUCAGAUAUGGGCCAACGUGCAGGAGAAAGAGGAACCUUGGGAGGUCAACUGGGAUCUCACUAACCACAAAUGCUGGCUGCCAUUUGAUGCUGUGGCCGGGGAGUCAUCUGCAGGCAGACGUCACCACAAAAGGAGUUCAUCAAUAUUCACUGUCCAACCGAGCAAGCUGAGCUACUCGACCCCGAACGAACGCGAGAUACUUGCCUUGAAGUUUGAGUUGGAAGGCGCCCUGAAGGACUCUUUUAUCGAAUGGAGGAGAGGAGAGGUGAGUUGCUCGAUGAAGUUCGUUGUCCACUGA